CCCUGUGCGUUCAGAGGAGGUAUCAGCUGCUGGCAGGAGGAGAGAGCGACGAGGAGGAGCGGAAGAAGAGACAGCAGACCUACAGUGCAGGCGACCAUUCCUUCACUGCUGGUGUCAUUUUCACUGCCAGCCACCUGCAGAAAAAACGGUCCUUUUGCUGCUGAUUAUUAUCUUUUUUUUUUUUUUUUUGAAUUAUUUCUCCCCAAGAAGGUGUCCAAUAUGUGUCGGAUCUAACAUCUCCGGCGAGGAGAACUAGGAAUAUCAGACUCCUUUGGUGGAUGUGGACACUUAAACUGUGGACAUGGAAAAGAUAGUGAAUUUAUCCCUCUCAGUUCUGCUGGUUUUAUGGGGAUGCGCGCUUGGAGGCUCGCCCAGCGUUCAGAUUGGGGGACUCUUUCCAAGGGGCGCGGAUCAAGAGUACAGCGCAUUUCGGAUAGGGAUGGUUCAGUUUGGCACUUCGGAAUUCAGACUGACGCCUCACAUUGACAACCUGGAAGUGGCGAACAGUUUUGCUGUAACAAAUUGUUUCUGUUCGCAGUUCUCGAGAGGAGUGUACGCCAUUUUCGGAUUCUAUGACAAGAAGUCUGUCAACACCAUCACAUCAUUUUGCGGGACACUCCAUGUCUCCUUCAUCACGCCCAGCUUCCCUCUGGAUGGGAAUCAGCAGUUUAUCAUCCAGAUGAGACCUGAUAUCAAGGGGCCCCUCCUCAGCCUUAUCGAGUACUACAAGUGGGACAAGUUUGCCUACCUGUAUGACAGCGAUCGAGGCCUGACAACGCUGCAGGUUGUUCUGGACACAGCAGCAGAAAAGAAGUGGCAGGUGACAGCCAUCAACGUGGGGAACCUGAAAGAUGAGAGGAAGGAUGAGGCCUACCGCUCGCUGUUCCAAGACCUGGAGAACAAGAAGGAGAGGAGAGUGAUCCUGGACUGUGAACAGGACAAAGUAAAAGACAUCAUGGAGCAGGUCAUCACAAUUGGCAGACAUGUUAAAGGCUACCACUACAUUAUAGCCAAUCUGGGUUUCGUUGAUGGAGAUCUAUCCAAAAUCCAGUAUGGUGGUGCCAAUGUGUCGGGCUUUCAGAUUGUUGACUUUGAUGAUCCUUUGGUGUCCAAGUUUGACCAGAGAUGGGAAGCCCUGGAGGAAAAGGAGUAUCCUGGUGCCGACAGUAAAAUAAGGUACACAUCUGCGUUGACUUACGACGCCGUGCAGGUGAUGACGGAGGCUUUCCGAUACCUGCAUAAACAACGUAUCGACUUCACCAGGAGGGCCAACAAUGGCGACUGCCUGGCCAACCCUGCUGUGCCCUGGGCUCAGGGAGUGGAGAUCGAGCGAGCACUGAAACAGGUGCGCGUGGAAGGCCUGACAGGAAACAUCCAGUUUGAUCAACAUGGCAAGAGAGUCAACUACUCAGUGAAUGUAAUGGAAUUAAAGAGUAAUGGUCCAGUAAAGAUUGGAUACUGGAAUGAGGUGGACAAAAUGGCUGUAACCAAAUCUGAUGUCUUCUCAAAUGAAUCGACAGGAAUGGAAAACAAAACAGUUAUUGUCACCACCAUCUUGGAAGCUCCGUAUGUAAUGCUGAAAAAGAACGCUGACCUUUUUGUCGACAAUGAACGCUACGAGGGUUACUGUGUAGAUCUGGCUGCGGAGAUAGCAAAGCACUGCGGCUUCAAAUAUCAACUGAAAAUAGUGGGGGAUGGGAAAUAUGGAGCCAGAGAUGCAGAAACCAAAAUCUGGAACGGGAUGGUUGGAGAGUUAGUGUAUGGGAAAGCAGAUAUUGCCGUGGCUCCUCUGACCAUCACUUUGGUAAGAGAGGAGGUGAUCGACUUCUCCAAGCCCUUCAUGUCUCUGGGAAUCUCCAUCAUGAUCAAGAAGCCUCAAAAAUCCAAACCAGGAGUGUUCUCUUUCCUGGAUCCACUCGCCUAUGAGAUCUGGAUGUGUAUCGUCUUUGCCUACAUCGGCGUCAGUGUGGUGCUGUUCCUCGUCAGCCGCUUCAGCCCAUACGAGUGGCACACUGAGGAAUACGAGGACGGGCAAAUCCAGACCAAUGAGUCAACCAACGAGUUUGGCAUAUUCAACAGCCUGUGGUUCUCUCUUGGAGCCUUCAUGCGACAAGGCUGUGACAUCUCACCAAGAUCUCUGUCUGGGCGUAUUGUUGGUGGUGUCUGGUGGUUCUUCACUUUAAUCAUCAUCUCCUCCUACACGGCUAACCUGGCUGCUUUCCUGACUGUCGAGAGGAUGGUGUCUCCUAUUGAAAGCGCAGAGGACCUGGCUAAACAGACUGAGAUAGCCUAUGGCACUUUGGACUCUGGCUCUACUAAAGAGUUUUUUAGGCGCUCAAAAAUUGCCCUCUUUGACAAAAUGUGGACGUACAUGCGCAGUGCGGAGCCCUCUGUGUUUGUGAAAACCACAGCAGAGGGGGUUCUGAGGGUCCGCAAGUCCAAGGGGAAGUAUGCCUACCUGCUGGAGUCCACCAUGAACGAGUACAUUGAGCAGCGAAAGCCCUGCGACACCAUGAAGGUGGGAGGCAACCUGGACUCCAAAGGCUACGGGAUCGCCACGCCGAAAGGAUCCUCAUUAAGAACACCAGUAAACCUUGCGGUAUUGAAACUCAGUGAGCAAGGCGUCUUAGACAAGCUGAAAAACAAAUGGUGGUACGAUAAGGGUGAAUGUGGAGCCAAGGACUCUGGAAGUAAGGAGAAGACGAGCGCCCUCAGCCUGAGCAACGUGGCUGGGGUCUUCUACAUUCUGGUCGGAGGACUCGGUUUGGCCAUGCUGGUGGCCUUGAUUGAGUUCUGUUACAAGUCCCGAGCCGAGGCGAAACGAAUGAAGAUGACUUUCGGGGACGCCAUGAGGAAUAAAGCAAGACUUUCCGUCACUGGGAGUACUGGGGAGAAUGGUCGGGUGAUGACUCCAGAGUUUCCUAAAGCUGUCCACGCUGUCCCUUACGUGAGACCUGACAUGGGACUAAACGUCAGCCUGACAGAUCUGUCCUGAUCAAUGAGAAACUUCUGAGUGCCUUACAAUGGUUUCAAUAGAGCGAUUUUUUUUUUUCUCCUCCUCCCCUCCCUCCUUCUGUUCUGGCACUUUUUCUCUCUCUGUCUGGUGAAAGAGGAAAGGUAGGAGAUGGAGUCUUCAUUUUGUCUCUCACAAAGACUUGUGUUGUUGCUCUCUGUCUCGAUUUUGCACCAUAUAAAACGCCUCCCUCUCUGGGUGGAGUCACAUCUCGGAAUAUAAAAAGGGAGGCUCCUUUGUUUUCUAAACUGACGACACCAUGCUUUCCUAUCAAUCUGUCUGGACUGGACUGAGGUGGAAACGAGGGCUUGAUUGACGGCAAUGGCUGCUUCUGGGAGUCAGAGUUUCAGUCAUCUCAGUUGUGUUUGUCUGUGUGUGCGAGUGUGUGUGCGUGUGUAUGUGUGUGUGAAAGAGCAUGAGGGUGUGUGUGUCAGGGGAAGAUGUCGUCAAAAACACACUGUUUCUGUAGCCACCACCGCCAAACAGGAUUUUCAAGCACACUUGAUACCAUCUGCAUUAAGAUGUGAAAUUGUCCUUUUUUCUAAGAAAAUCUAAGAAAAAAAGUUUAUUGAAAAAAAAUAUUUUUAUGUAUUUUCACAAAAUAGCUUUUAAAUAAACUUGCUUACAUACUGGUUGGAUAUAAACAUCUUAAUGUGUGAGUAUAAAGAGAGAAAAAAUACUAAACAGCUUCUAGUUCCAUAUUUUUAAAGCCAAAUACAUUGCAUACGGGGGUGAGAUGCUGAAAUCAUGUAAUUAAUUCCUAUUCUAAACUUUCCUGUAUAUUUUAUUCUUUAACAUUUGGUGUUGAUAUUGAAUAUAUGUCAAUGCUUGACAUUUGGAAUCAAUCCUUCUAUGUUUUUCUUGUUAGAGUCGGUGCAGCGAUUUUUGCUUUUCACUUUUGUCUCUUCGUUUGCUUCAGUGCUUUUGCUGUUUGUAUUUUUUCUGACGAAGACCAGGGUUGAUGUUCUACUCAACGGAAAUUAAUCUGUUUACACGCCAUGAAUGCAAAACAUAAAAACAAAAAAUAGUAUGGUAUGGUAUUCUCGCAUCACAUUUUGAACGACAUCAAAAAGAGGCAUCAACAUCCACAUGGUUUAUGUGGUGGUUUAAAAUGCCAAAUAAGUAAGAGUGCCAAAUUCUAGUGCCAGUAGAUAUGAAUAUAGUCUUAAUAUAAUCAAUCACUGUCAUCUCAGUGAAUGUAAAUGAUACAUUCUGUAACUUUUGUAACUAGCUGUACAGUUGGUGGCAAUGACAGUGCUAAUACAAUAGCCUUUUCGCUUUGUUUUCCAGUCUCCAUGUUUUUUUGCAUUGAUCUGACAAUGAAGUAGCACCAGUUGCAUGUUGUUGCCGCAAAUACUACAUGAGUUUAUUUCAUUACUGCCAAACAUGCGUUUUCAUUUUAAUGUUGAAGUUGUGAGGUUAACUGUUUGAAGUUGGAAAUACAAUGUUAGACAUAUAUACAGUAUAAACAUAUAUACAUAUAUUUUAUAUAAAAAGUUGAAAUAUGAAAAAUUAUAGCCCUUUUGCAUUAAAGCGUUAAAGCUAUUUUGUUUCCAUUAAAUAAUAAAUUUGAUUAUUAUUUGAUAAUUCAGAAAAUACAGGGGGUUAUUCUUUUUUGUUUUUGUUUUUUUUCAGUUAACUGAUCUACCAUAAGUUAUACCGAUGACCACUUCUAAUUAUUAGAUUUAUUUUAUGUUUUUUCCUGAAAUUGACCUAUGAAGAGCCCUCCACUACAACAAAAAGGGAGGUAAACUGUACUAUUAUUAUCACAGUUGUUUUUGUAAUCAACAUUAGAAACAUAUACCGUAGUUGCUUAUCAGUUUCAUCGCAUAUUCAGGCUAUUCUCACUGACAUUUUGUAUAUGGAAUGUGUGCUAACUUGUUUAUUUUUUGGGACUCUUUCUAAAUAAAAGUGGCUGAUCUCUUGUUAUCUUUCA
Messenger RNA from Seriola aureovittata, 4949 nucleotides. RefSeq names its product glutamate receptor, ionotropic, AMPA 2b (gene gria2b). Lineage: Eukaryota; Metazoa; Chordata; Actinopteri; Carangiformes; Carangidae. The record is from RefSeq and is a predicted model, not a curated record. Gene Ontology annotation, cellular component: dendritic spine; AMPA glutamate receptor complex; postsynaptic membrane. Gene Ontology annotation, biological process: monoatomic ion transport; modulation of chemical synaptic transmission; synaptic transmission, glutamatergic. The transcript has 16 exons. Bases 302 to 2995 code for a protein of 897 amino acids. Gene Ontology annotation, molecular function: transmitter-gated monoatomic ion channel activity involved in regulation of postsynaptic membrane potential; AMPA glutamate receptor activity.